CGGAUUUUUGUUAUUGGUUGAUUUUUCGCGCCGGCAGAGUGAGCGGACAUGUGCGAGGCAAAACGAGUCCGGGGCGAAUGAUCCUUGGAACUUUCGCUUGUAUCUUAGGAACCGUAGGUACUACCGCCUCUAGGUCAGCUCGGCCGCUUGUCCGCCGCUUCUCGAAGUGCCACGUGUGCUGUAAGCUCGCUCCCAACUGGGGUAAUAAGAAAGCUCGUCUCAGGAAGCUCGUCGCUUCUCAGAAGAUGGCCACGCCGGAGGUUUGCCAAGUUCUCGAACCCCUGAGAAAUGCCGUCAAAGAACAGGGCGACUUGGUCCGGAAGCUCAAAGAAAGUGGGGCACCGGAGUUGGACGUCAAGAAAGCCGUUAACGAACUUAAGGCUAGAAAGAAAGUGCUGGAAGACAAGGAACUCCAGUUGGCACCUCCAGAAGUGGGCUUUGACAGACUUCGAAUGGAAGACUUACUGAAAAGGCGCUUCUUCUACGACCAGUCCUUCUCCAUUUAUGGAGGUGUGGCUGGACAGUAUGACUUUGGUCCCAUGGGCUGUGCCAUGAAGACACAGCUGCUCAGCCUCUGGAGGAGCCACUUCGUGCUUGAGGAGCAGAUGCUGGAAGUGGACUGCACCAUUCUCACACCUGAGCCUGUGCUAAAGGCAUCUGGGCACGUGGAGCGCUUUGCAGACUUGAUGGUGAAGGACCUCAAGAAUGGGGAAUGUUUCAGGCUUGACCACCUUAUCAAAGCGCACCUGGAAAAGCUGUGUGCUGAUAAGAAGACAACGGCCAAACAGAAGGCAGAGUAUGAAGAUAUUGUGGUCAAGCUGGACGGCAUGACCAAAGAUGAGAUGAAUGCUGUCUUGCGACGUUUUGCGAUCAAGUCGCCUACAACGGGAAAUGACCUGAGUGACGCCAUCGAGUUUAACCUGAUGUUCUCCACAUGUAUUGGCCCUUCGGGGCUUGUUAAAGGGUACCUCCGACCCGAGACAGCGCAAGGCAUUUUUGUGAACUUCAAGCGCUUGCUCGAGUUCAAUCAGGGUCGGCUACCAUUUGCUGCUGCUCAAAUAGGCAACGCUUUCCGUAAUGAGAUCUCGCCCAGAUCAGGACUGAUCAGAGUCCGUGAGUUCACCAUGGCUGAGAUCGAGCACUUUGUGGACCCCGCUGACAAGGCACACCCCAAGUUUGCAUCUGUGAAGAACCUGGAGAUGGUCCUCUAUUCGGCGUGCAACCAGAUGGACGGCCAGCCCGCACAGAAGAUCACUAUCGGGCACGCUGUUGAGAAGGGCCUAGUUGCGAACGAGACCCUGGGAUACUUCCUAGCCCGCAUCCAGCUUUUCCUGGAGCGUGUGGGUGUUGACCCCGCAAGGCUGCGAUUCCGACAGCACAUGAGCAACGAGAUGGCUCACUAUGCAUGCGACUGCUGGGACGCUGAAUGCAAGACUUCCUAUGGUUGGGUUGAGUGUGUUGGCUGUGCAGACCGUUCCUGUUACGACUUGAGCCAACACACCAAGGCUACAGGCGUGCGUCUUGUAGCUGAGAAACCGCUACCACAACCAAAGACUGUAGACGUGGUGGAAGCCCUCCCAAACAAGGCAGCCAUUGGCAAGCAGUUCAAGAAGGAGGCCAAGCCAGUUUCAGAUGCUCUAGCAGCACUCGCUGCCACGCAUGUUGACCAGCUGGAAAAAGAUCUCAAUGAAAAAGGGGAGUGUGAAGUGGCAGUGGGUGACUCAAAGGUGAAGGUCACUAAGGACAUGGUUCAAGUGAAGCGUUACCAGAAGACUGUGCAUGUGGACGAACUGGUGCCUGGUGUGAUUGAACCGUCAUUUGGCAUUGGAAGAAUCAUGUACGCCGUCUUCGAGCACAGUUUCCGAGUUCGUGAAGGAGAUGAGCAAAGGACGUACUUCUCCUUGCCUGCGGCGGUUGCACCACUAAAAUGCUCCGUUCUUCCACUCAGCAACAAUCCAGAUUUUGCCAAGUUUGUGCAACAAAUAUCAUCCGCACUGACCCAGCAUGAUGUGGCACACAAGGUUGACGAUAGUAGUGGAUCCAUAGGUCGUCGCUAUGCGCGCACAGAUGAAAUCGCUGUCCCAUAUGGCAUCACGGUGGACUUCGACACAUUGCGGGAGCCACACACAGCUACCCUGCGUGAACGAGACACCAUGCUGCAAGUUCGAUGCCCUCUUGAAGACCUCGCUCCUCUGGUGCACGACCUCGUUCGUGGAAAGAUCACCUGGGACCACGUUUGCUCCGUUUACCCAAAGUUUGAGCAGCAGGAAGUGACCAAGGCAUAAUGAAGUCGGCAAUACGAGUUCCGUAUUGCAACCUUGUGAACCCUGCCCAUGGGGCUCCACAGUACAUCGCACAGAGUGCCUACGAGAGGCUGCAUCUUGUGCGGUCUUCCAUUAGUAUAUUUCAUCCGUGCUGUGAAUUUUGCAACAGGGUGGAGGACUUCUGCACCGACAUGGUUUUUUUUUUUAAUUCGCAGGAUUGUCACAGGCCACAUACUGACCACUAGGCAAUGGACACAUCUGAUGAUAUCAGGUGCUGCAAGCUAGGGGUGUACAACCUAUGCUUUUGUCGUCAUCUUCGGGUUCCACUGCCCCAGUCUUGUUUUUCGGUCUUGCCUUCAUUUAAUCCUUUUGUAGGUGAAGUGAUGUCCUUAUACGAGGCGCUUGCCCACUGCGCCAUUGUGUAUUAGCUAUCUGGAGUAAGUAAUGUCUUAUAACUGCUGAAAGUGUAAAAAGAAAUCAGUGUGAAAGGAACUAUAUAGGCAAUUGAACAAAUUUGAACUGCUUGGCAAUUUGAGUUUCUUCAUACUUGAAUUAAUCAUCACAAACAUGACAAAAUGACAAUACUUUCGAUUUUUCGCUAGUUGUGCCUCUCUUGAACAGUAAAGAAUAUACGAAAGGCUUUUAUUGUGUGGACUGGAAUUCCUGUAUUUUGUUUCAAAUUAAAUCUUUGGCUAUGGCACUUCAGGAUAGCGGUAAACUGUUUCACCUCCAUUCUGUACGAGUCCUGUCGGGGGAAGUGAGGCAGUUGGACACCAGGGGCCAUAAUUAUGAAGCUUUUCAUUCAACUGCUGUUUGCGAUCGGCCUGUUAUUCGCAAUAAUAUAAUCAGCGUCAUGACUACUAGCAUGUUUUAUCAGUGAUAAUAAAUAUUCAUUUAUGAAUGCAGGGCUACAAGCAUACUUUGCAGUGCUCAGCAGCAGGCUAGUACUGCAGAUGCAUUGCUCAGAAGCAAUGUAUUUUGUGUAAACGUAUUGAAAUGCACGACAUAAUAUGUGCGCAACUUAGUUGGCACCUAUGGUACUUAUUGGAACGAAGUCAGCUUCUGAAAGAAUAGAAGAUUGCAAACCAAGGAAGGACAGAAUUUUCAGCCUGGCUGUCUACUUUCUUUUGCUCAAUAAAUUGCAAAAAGUGACAUGUGUCUCCACAUUCAAUGUUUUGGCUUAAUGAUAUCACUCCUGUGUGUGCCAAGUCAUUUGCAUUAUUUUUAGAGCUAGAAACAUUGGAGCUGAAUGCCUUUCAGGUCUGCUGUCUAUCCUUAUUUAUGAAAUAAUAAAUGCCGACCUUUUUACUUGCA
Rhipicephalus microplus (southern cattle tick) is the source of this 3578-nucleotide messenger RNA. It is a transcript of the gene GlyRS, whose product is annotated as glycine--tRNA ligase. Gene Ontology annotation, cellular component: cytoplasm; mitochondrion. Gene Ontology annotation, biological process: mitochondrial glycyl-tRNA aminoacylation. NCBI's taxonomy places the organism in Eukaryota, Metazoa, Arthropoda, Arachnida, Ixodida, Ixodidae. Gene Ontology annotation, molecular function: glycine-tRNA ligase activity; ATP binding. The record is from RefSeq and is a predicted model, not a curated record.